UUUUAUUUUUAAAUAAACAUUUCUUUUUAAAUUUCUUUAGUGUGAAAAGUGAAAAUUUAAAACACAUGAACAGUGGUUUACCGGAAUCGCCGAGGACGACUACCUUAACUUUCUCAAUAGCAGCCAUUCACAGGUAAUUAAUCAUGACUGAGGAGCGUUUGGUGACAGAAGUACCGAGUAGUUUGAAGCAAUUGGCUCGGCUGGUGGUGAGAGGCUUUUACACGAUAGAAGAUGCGUUAAUAGUGGAUAUGUUGGUUAGGAAUCCAUGUAUGAAGGAAGAUGAUAUUUGCGAGCUUUUAAAAUUCGAACGCAAAAUGUUGAGAGCGCGGAUAGCAACACUCAAAAAUGAUAAAUUCAUUCAAGUGAGAUUAAAAAUGGAAACAGGUCCAGACGGAAAGGCUCAAAAGGUGAACUAUUAUUUCAUAAACUACAAAACGUUUGUUAACGUGGUGAAGUACAAACUAGAUUUGAUGAGGAAACGUAUGGAGACAGAAGAAAGAGACGCGACAAGUCGGGCCAGCUUCAAGUGUCCCUCUUGCGGUAAAACAUUUACCGAUUUAGAGGCUGACCAACUGUAUGACAUGAUGACACAAGAAUUUAGGUGUACGUUCUGUAACCAAGUAGUGGAGGAAGAUCAGUCUGCUCUCCCGAAGAAGGAUUCUCGCUUAUUACUAGCAAAAUUCAACGAACAACUCGAAACGCUAUACAUAUUAUUGAGAGAAGUUGAGGGAAUAAAGUUGUCGCCAGAAAUUCUGGAACCGGAACCCGUGGAUAUUAACACUAUACGAGGGCUCACAAACAAACAAUCAGGCUUACGGCCAUCAGGUCAAGAAUGGUCUGGUGAGGCCACUCGUAGCCAAGGCCUGGCUGUUGAGGAGACCCGAGUGGACAUCACCAUCGGAGAUAAUGAUAACGCAAUGGAUGCGUCAGCUUUGAGGAAGGAGAGACCUGUAUGGAUGGUAGAGAGUACUAUUGCUGCUAAUGAUCAGAGUGACAGCGUCCACUCAACAGAUAUGGCACUAGAAAAGGCUGCAAGUGCUGCCAGCACUAAAAGUACGGGCAAAGAAAAGACAGACGAUAUUAUGUCUGUCCUUCUCGCGCAUGAAAAACAAAAUCCAGGAAAUACAGCAGCGAAUUCUCUCAAACCGGACCAAGAGAGUUCUGAUUCGAGUGACAACGAAUCUAAAGACCCCUACAAGCUUAAAGAUGAAAUAGCUGCAGUUGACGAAAUGGAAAGCGAAGAUUCGGAAUCUGAUGACAAUGUACCAACUGUAUUGGUGAACGGAAAGCCUGUGGCAUUGACAAGUAUUGACGAUGACGUCAUCGCGACCAUGACGCCGUCAGAAAAGGAAACAUAUAUUCAAGUUUAUCAAGAAUUUUACAGUCAUAUGUACGAUUAGAUAUUAAGUAAUAAAUGUUACAUUGUA
Molecule: messenger RNA, 1427 nt
Organism: Pieris napi
Lineage: Eukaryota; Metazoa; Arthropoda; Insecta; Lepidoptera; Pieridae
Gene: TfIIEalpha
Product: general transcription factor IIE subunit 1
Exons: 9
Coding region: 144-1400 (418 amino acids)
Biological process (GO): transcription open complex formation at RNA polymerase II promoter; transcription initiation at RNA polymerase II promoter
Cellular component (GO): transcription factor TFIIE complex
Source: RefSeq, a predicted model, not a curated record